Messenger RNA from Prinia subflava (tawny-flanked prinia), 1610 nucleotides. RefSeq names its product transducin beta like 2 (gene TBL2). Lineage: Eukaryota; Metazoa; Chordata; Aves; Passeriformes; Cisticolidae. Gene Ontology annotation, biological process: endoplasmic reticulum unfolded protein response. The record is from RefSeq and is a predicted model, not a curated record. Gene Ontology annotation, molecular function: protein binding. Gene Ontology annotation, cellular component: endoplasmic reticulum. Bases 150 to 1517 code for a protein of 455 amino acids. The transcript has 7 exons.
GGGGGUGUCCGUGGCUGAAGGGGGGAAGGCUGGAGACGGGGGUGCAGUACCACCGCCAGACGCCGCCCUGCGAGGAUCACCGGGACCGCGUAUGCGCACACGGAAAUUCCCUCCCUCCUAGUACCGGUCGCUGACGCGGCGGUGGGAACAUGGAGGCUGCAGCAGCGCUGGGCGGGUUGGGGCUGCCGGCCGCCCUCAUCGUCCUCGUCGUCCUAGUUCUGCUGCUGGCGGUCGCACUGCAACGAUCCGCUCCGCGGGAGACCCCCAUGGCCCCGCAGGACAACCCCUCCGCUCCCUCAGGACCCAGGGCGAACGGGCACUCCAGGCCGGAGGAGCCGCGGAAGACGAAGCCGGCUGCUAGGGUUCGCAGGGAGAAGCCGCAGCAGCACAGCUUCGCACACCAGCUGCUGGUCGCUGCUCUCAAGGUACCGCGUGUGCCCGAGGGCCACAGCAGCCCGGUCACCUGCCUGGACUUCAGCAGCAACGGCAAGUACCUGGCGUCAUGCUCUGAGGACGGCACGGUGCGGCUGUGGAGCACCCGAGAGCUGGCGGGGCGGGAGCACCGCUGCUUGCGCGUCAACGUGGGGCUGGACCACGCCGAGUUCGUUCGCCUCAGCCCCGACUCACGGGCUUUCAUUGUCUGGCUGGCCAAUGCUGAGACUAUUCGUGUCUACAAGAUGACCAAGAAGGAUGAUGGUCACUUCACCUUCACUGUGACUUCUGGGGACUUCCCAAAGAAGCACAAGGCUCCUGUCAUUAACAUAGGGAUUGCAGAGACAGGGAAGUUUAUCAUGACAGCUUCCAGUGACACUACCAUCCUGAUCUGGAGCCCAAAGGGAGAAGUCUUGGCCAGCUUUAACACCAACCAGAUGAACAAUUCCUAUGCCACAGUAUCACCCUGUGGGAGGUUUGUGGCAUCCUGUGGCUUUACCCCCGAUGUGAAGGUGUGGGAGGUGUGUUUUAGCAAGAACGGAGACUUCAGGGAGGUGACCAGGGCUUUUGAGUUGAAAGGCCACACUGCUGGUGUACAGUCGUUUUCCUUCUCCAACGACUCAAGGAGGAUGGCAACCGUGUCAAAGGAUGGCACGUGGAAGUUCUGGGACACAGAUGUGGAGUACAAGAAGCAGCAGGACCCAUACCUGCUUCUGACAGGGCAGUGUGCAGUAUUGGAGCCAUGCCGCAUUGCCCUAUCUCCGGAUGGCCGCACAGUUGCUGUAGCGGGCAGCACAGACAUUGUGGUGUACAACACACGGCGCGCUGAGGAGGAGGAGCGUUUUCUUGGCGUGCACAGCCACUGUAUCACUGACCUUGCCUUUGACACCACUGGCCGCUAUGUCGUGUCAUGUGGGGACCGCGCUAUCCGUGUCUUCCACAACACUACUGGGCACCGUGCUGUGGUAGAGGAGAUGGAGGCCAUGCUGAAAAAAACUGGGAACAAAGCCACGCAGGAAAGGCUGGAGCAGCAGAUCUGCAGCGCUCGCAAAGCAUUGGCUGCCAUCUAUGGCAAGAAGUACUAAGCUACCUGUACAGCAGGAGGCAGCUGUGCUCUGCCUUUGGGGAUGUUUUUUUUUAGUAACUGUGAACAGCAGUAAUAAACAAAUGCCUGGGUC